Molecule: messenger RNA, 2654 nt
Organism: Oreochromis niloticus (Nile tilapia)
Lineage: Eukaryota; Metazoa; Chordata; Actinopteri; Cichliformes; Cichlidae
Product: WD repeat, SAM and U-box domain-containing protein 1
Exons: 13
Coding region: 104-1564 (486 amino acids)
Biological process (GO): protein ubiquitination
Molecular function (GO): ubiquitin-protein transferase activity; protein binding
Source: RefSeq, a predicted model, not a curated record
AAGGGUGACGCGGCCGCAUUACGUCAUGGUCAGGUGAUUGACGAGGAAGUAAACAACUCCUAAGAGAAGAGACAUCUCGACGGGGAAAGGUCCAGCUCUCCAGAUGACGUCCCUUAUCUGCACUUUACAACACCAUCAAGACGAUGUCAACUGGUGCGCCUUUGCGGCCAAGCUUUUAGCCACAUGUUCUGGGGACAAAACACUCAGGAUAUACGACGCCCGUGAUUUCUCCGAGCUGCCUUUUUCGCCGCUGACGGGUCACGGCUACACUGUCCACUGCUGCUGCUUCAGCGCCUGUGGUCAGUUCCUCGCUUCGUGCUCCACAGAUGCGACCACGGUGAUCUGGUCUAUGGUCUCGGGUGAGAUCGAGGCUGUGCUGGAGCAUCCUGGCCGCAGCCCUGUCAGGAUCUGCGCUUUCUCUCCUGACUCUCUCCACUUGGUUUCUGGUGCAUCUGAUGGCACUUUGGCUCUUUGGGAUUUUCCCUCCAGACAACUGCGAAGGACCGGGGCAGUGAAUGACACAACAAUGGUAGCCUGCUCCUUCAGCCCCUGCAGUCAGAUGUUUAUGACCGGCUCCACAUACGGAGACCUGCGUUUGUGGGACCUGCGCAUGAACCAGCUCCACGCAGAGAAGAACGCCCACGACCUGGGCGUCUCCUGCUGUACCUUCGCUCCGAGCAUCCUCAGCGGCGGUCAAGUUGUGCAGUUUCGCGUGGCGUCUUGUGGACAGGACAGCCUGCUGAAGAUAUGGGCCAUAAACAAGUUCAGCUCUGGAGCCUAUAAGAUGAAGCUCCUGCACAUGUUAACUGGCCAAUCAGCUCCCGUCCUUUCCUGUGCGUACUCCUCAGAUGGGCAGCUACUUGUGUCUGGCUCUGUGGACAAAACAGUCACAAUUUAUGAUGCUGAGAACGCAGUUUUGCUUUACAGGCUGAAACAGCACGAAAGGUAUGUGACAGCGUGCGCCUUCUCUCCGACUUCACCGCUGAUUGCUACAGGAUCUAUGGAUAAGACCGUAAACAUCUGGAGACUGGAGGAUGGUUGCAGUGGAAACGGCGGGAAGCUGUUGCCUGAAGAAUCUGCUCAGACUUCAAUCAAAGGGAGAGCCUCGGGAGGCCGAUCGAAGCUGCUGGUCAGCGAUUGGUCGGAGGACGAUGUGUCACAGUGGCUGCUGGAGGAAGGCCUCGAGGGAUUGGUGGACAGAUUUAAGGCCAAUAACAUAGAUGGGACAGAGCUGCUCAGCCUCACCAAGGAAACACUGGCGUCAGAGCUGCACGUCGAGUCAGUCGGCCUGCGCAGUAAACUCCUGAGGAAGGUUGAGGAGCUGAAGAGUGAUUCAGUGUGUUUAGGCAUUCCCGAUGAGUUCCUGUGUCCAAUCACCAGAGAACUGAUGAAGGAGCCGGUUAUUGCUGCCGAUGGCUACUCGUAUGAAAAAGAGGCCAUUGAGAGCUGGAUUAGUACCAAAAACCGCUCCAGCCCCAUGACCAACCUCCCCUUGCUGACGACUCUGCUCACCCCUAACCACACCCUGAAGAUGGCUAUUGGUCGCUGGAAGACCAGCCACUAGACAUCCGUGGACCUCUGAGCUGGCGUGCUAAUGAUUUUUCACUAAAGUGUAGAGAAGCAGAAUGCAGUGCUCAGAUAAAUGCCCACAGCACGGAUUCAGGAAAAGGUGUGCCUGAUAGUUAGCCAGAUUUUAAACGACCAACCCGAAUCAACAAUCAGCUGCCUGCUAUCACACAGAGGGGAGAAAAGACCAGCAUGAGCAUCCAGAGUUUUGAAGAAUGCACUUAGCUAUUCACUCAAAUUCAACUGGCUUUGGCUGCAGCAAAUAUGUCACUUUUAGGCUGGAUUAUGUUUUCAGUUUCCUCAUAUUUAGGAUUAUAUUUGGUCCUUCCUGUGAAAUCCCUGCUUUGAUUUCUGAUCAUUGAAGAAUGGGGAAAACUAUUUGCCUGCAUUGCUUUUAAUGAUUCCCCUAACCUCACUUUACAAAUAGGUGGCUAUUUUGUUAUUAUGUUAAACUGAUUAGCAUUAUUGAUAUAUAUAUGUAUAUAUACACAAAUAAAGAUCUUGUUAACACAGAUAAACAAGGUGAAGGUAAGUAAAAGGAUGUAGGACUGGCAGUAAUAACAGCCCUUUGAGAUUAGAGAGUCUACUGAUGAGUGUGUAAUUGAAGGUGAAAAACACUAUUUGCACUAACUGUAGAUGAGAAGAAUCUACAGUGUAUUUUAUUUUGAUUGCUGUAACCUUGUUGAUUAUUUUAGGCUGUGUGUAAAAGAUGAACAUAGCUGCUUUGUUGGAACAGCGACGCCAAUGUGGAAGUGCCUUUCACCUGCAUUCUUUCCAUUAGCCAGCAGGGGGCGACUGCUCUGGUUGCACAAAGAAGCGAAAUUCAUAAGAAGCCUGUUAGAAAUCUAUCUUUCUACUCUCUUCGUUUAUGGGCUCAGUAAACAUCUUCCUGAUGACUUUAUGAACUCAGUCACUAGUUUAAAGUCUUGCUGAAUACAGGAUGAUGCUUAUGUGUGGUAUUUGUCAGUUUCUAACUCAUUUCCACUCCUCACACAAGAAAUUGAGGUUCAAAAAAGCCAAGAUGGUGAGACCCGAAAUGCUCAAGUCCAGACUGGAGAAAGAUAGUCCGUGUUUUAUAUGAAUGUUUA